Triticum turgidum subsp. durum (durum wheat) is the source of this 1587-nucleotide messenger RNA. NCBI's taxonomy places the organism in Eukaryota, Viridiplantae, Streptophyta, Magnoliopsida, Poales, Poaceae. The record is from the annotation of a GenBank genome assembly.
AUGAGUAAAGGUCUUGCCGUCCUGCUCCUCCUCAUCUCGCUCGCUCUGAGCUCCGGUGUCGGCCUCUGCGAAGCGAGGAGCCUCAAGCACUGGAGGCAGGACAGGGGCCCCUCCUCCAGCUCCAUGUUCACAAGGAAAGGGAAAGGAAAAGGGGAGAGCGGUGGCUCCCGUUCCCACAGGCAGUACGGCAGAGGGCACCAGAGUCCAGCAAUGCCAACACCACCACCGAGUCCAGGUGGUGGGAACGGGCACCAGAGUCCUGCAAUGCCGGCACCACCUAGUCCAGGUGGUGGUAAUGGCCACGCGUCGCCGUCUCCACCACCACCACAAGCACCGCCGUCGCCGCCACCGGAAGCGCCAUCGCAGGGCAUGGUGUUCAGCGUGGUUGCUUUCGGAGCACGGGGUGACGGAGUUACGGAUGAUACCCAGGCUUUUGAAGCAGCAUGGGCAGCAGCAUGCAAGGUGGAGGCAUCGACGGUUCUUGUACCACCUGAACUCGAGUUCCUUGUUGGCCCAAUCUCAUUUUCGGGCCCUAACUGCAAGCCUAACACUAUAUUCCAGCUGGAUGGAACCAUUUCGGCUAAAAUUGGCGCGAGAGCGUGGGGCUCCGGUUUGCUUCAAUGGCUCGAGUUCACGAAACUAAACGGGAUAUCAAUUCAAGGCAGUGGUGUCAUAAAUGGUCAGGGUAAAGAAUGGUGGACCUAUUCAGAUUCAGAUGAUGAUGAUGAUGAUGAUAUGGACUCAUACACUGAUCAGGAGCUGGAGAAAAUGCCACAGAUUAAACCCACGGCGCUAAGGUUUUAUGGCAGUUCCAAUGUCAGAGUAACUGGUAUCAGCAUCAUCAACAGCCCGCAGUGCCAUCUGAAGUUCGAUAGCUGUCAGGGAGUCAUGGUUCAUAAUCUGACCAUCUCGUCCCCUGAGAAUAGCCCCAACACGGAUGGAAUACACCUGCAAAACUCCAAGGAUGUCAACAUUCACCACACUGACCUGGCCUGCGGUGAUGACUGCAUCUCCAUACAGACAGGCUGCAGCGACGUAAACAUACAUAAUGUGAACUGUGGACCAGGCCAUGGGAUCAGCAUUGGUGGCCUAGGAAGGUACAACACCAAGGCAUGUGUCUCCAACAUCACUGUAAGAGAUGUCAACAUGUUCAAAACAAUGACCGGUGUCAGGAUCAAGACUUGGCAGGGUGGCUCAGGGCUGGUCCAGGGCAUAAGGUUCUCCAACAUACACAUGUCAGAGGUUCAGACGCCCAUCAUGAUAGACCAGUUCUACUGCGACAAAACAUCGUGCACGAACCAAAGCUCGGCGGUGGCGGUUUCAGGCGUGCAGUAUGAGAACAUCCGGGGGACUUUCACGAUCAAGCCCGCCCAGUUCGCGUGCAGCGACAGCUCGCCAUGCUCGGAGAUCACCCUGACCGGCAUACAACUGAGACCCCUGAUCGUGCCUCAGUACCACACAUGCAGCAGCCCCUUCUGCUGGGAGGCCUUUGGGGAGCUGUACACUCCCACCAUCCCUCCUAUUUCAUGCUUGCAGCUCGGCAAGCCAGCCGGGAACCGCGUACUGUCGGACCACGAUCAGUGCUGA